CCAGCCUGACGGAGGACUGUGCAGGCGGCCAGCGCUCGCCCUCCCCACGACCCGGCUCGCGCUCCACCUCCCCACAGGGCAAGCGCACCUAUCACAUGUACCGCAACCCUGGCCUCAUCACCGGGCACCGCUCCCGCAGCCCCUCCCCUCACAGCGCUCACGACAACCACCAGUCUGGCAUCAGUGUGAGUCUCCACUAUGGGUCGGAGGUCAUCAAUGGCUACAAUGCAGCCCAGCCCAGCUCCGUGCCUACCAAGAUCAUCAGGACGACCAACAGCAGCCAGGCGUACGGCCUCUACCAAGAAACCCCAACUGAGAGCUAUGUGUUGCCAUGUCAACAGGAUGUUAAAAACAAACCCGAGUCAUUUUACGUCAUCCCACCCCCCCUCUGGACCAAACAGCUUCCAGCCAUCCCAGGCAUUUGCAGCAUCCCUGUGGCCUCUCUCCCACCUUUGGAGUGGCCCCUGCCCAGUCGUACUGACCAGUAUGAGUUGCACAUUGAGGUCCAGCCCAAACCACACCAUCGUGCUCAUUACGAGACGGAGGGCAGCCGUGGGGCAGUCAAAGCCCCUACAGGGGGACACCCAGUAGUGCAGCUGCGUGGAUACCGAGGGAAGGAGCCUCUUGGGCUGCAGAUCUUUAUCGGCACAGCAGAUGAGCGCAUCCUCAAGCCACAUGCCUUCUACCAGGUGCACCGCAUCACCGGCAAGACCGUCACCACCUCCAGCUAUGAGAAGAUAAUCAGCUGCACCAAAGUCCUGGAGAUCCCCUUGGAGCCCAAGAACAACAUGAAGGCCAUAAUUGACUGUGCUGGGAUCUUGAAACUCCGUAAUGCGGACAUCGAGCUGAGGAAAGGCGAGACAGACAUCGGCCGUAAGAACACGCGUGUGCGUGUGGUGUUCCGUGUGCACAUUCCCCAGCCCAGCGGCCAGUACAUCUCACUGCAGACGGCUUCCCAUCCCAUCGAAUGCUCCCAGCGCUCGGCUCAUGAGCUGCCCAUGGUGGAGAAGCAGGACCUGGACAGCUGCAGUGUGCUGGGAGGCCAACAGAUGAUCCUCACUGGACAGAACUUCAGCUCCGACUCCAAAGUCAUCUUCACAGAGAAGACCCAUGAUGGACAGCAGAUCUGGGAAGCGGAGGCCACCGUAGACAAGGACAAGAGCCAACCUAGCAUGCUCUUCAUUGAGGUCCCUCCUUUCCGUGACCCGUCCAUCUGCCACCCAGUGAAGGUUAACUUCUAUGUGAUCAAUGGGAAGAGGAAGAGGAGCCAACCACAACACUUUACUUACACUCCCCUCCCAGUGGCCUCCAUAAAGACAGAGCCAGUGGAUGAGUAUGAGCGUGCUCACAUGGCCUAUGGGCUUCCUCAGCUUCUUGGCAUGUCUCCCCAGUACUACCAUGCCCCCCGCGCCCUCCUCACCCCCGACCCUAGCAUGGCCUCCUGCCAGCAGGCACGGCCAGCCACCGCCCCGGACCCCCGCUUCCAGCAGCAGAGCCCCGCUAUCGUCUACUCCCGCGUAACCAAGAGUGCGGGCGCCGUGCCCUCUCUCUACCCCCAGCCCAGCGCUGUCGCCCCCUCCAUGCAUCCAGACCCCCACCACCGCUCGGUGCUGGUGCACACGGGCUCGCCCUCCCAGCACGGGCAGACGCAUCCUCACGCGCACACACACUCCUCCAUCAUCCAGUUCUCCUCCACCAACAACCAGCUGCUGCGGGCCGCUGAGCCCCUGGCUGUGUCCCCUGAGCACCAGCAUGUCCUGUACGGCGAGCCGGCCCACGGCCAGCACUACCCCACUGUCAUCCAGCAGCAGCAGCAGCAGCAGCAGCAGCAGCCCUAUGCCCCCAAGAUGGCCCCCAAGGCCAGGAGCCCACCCAGUGAGGAACAAAGUGCCAAAGUCACCGUCAAAGAGGAGAACCUUGACCAGGCUUACCUGGAUGAUGGUGAGUGUGUGGGUGUCUUUUCUUUUGAGCUCAGUCAUUUGUAAUACUACAACUGAAAUACCUAUAAUCACGAUGGACUGGGUUUACUUGGUAUACUGCCACCAGAAUUGCACCUCCACUUCCACUGUGUAAGUGUAAUAACUGACUAUUUCCUAUGAAUGUGAUUGAACAACGGGCAAGUUCAGUUUCUGUAAGUGUAGCAUGCUCUGGGUCACACUGGGCUGUCAUGCUCUGACCACUCUUUAGUUUAGACAGCUCUCUCACCGGCAGCCUCCCCCUGCUCCUCACACACACACACGUGUGCUUUUCAUCCAUUUUGUCUUUAAACCCCCCCCUUCUCUUCGUCGCUCCCCCCCAACCUCAGGGGCUCCUCAACAGGAAACAAGAGUUGCUUUUUUCAUGCUCUUGGCUCUGAA
Molecule: messenger RNA, 2357 nt
Organism: Clupea harengus (Atlantic herring)
Lineage: Eukaryota; Metazoa; Chordata; Actinopteri; Clupeiformes; Clupeidae
Gene: nfatc2a
Product: nuclear factor of activated T cells 2a
Exons: 8
Coding region: 96-1985 (629 amino acids)
Biological process (GO): regulation of transcription by RNA polymerase II; cytokine production; calcineurin-NFAT signaling cascade
Cellular component (GO): transcription regulator complex
Molecular function (GO): RNA polymerase II cis-regulatory region sequence-specific DNA binding; transcription factor binding; DNA-binding transcription factor activity, RNA polymerase II-specific
Source: RefSeq, a predicted model, not a curated record